Molecule: messenger RNA, 2012 nt
Organism: Cottoperca gobio
Lineage: Eukaryota; Metazoa; Chordata; Actinopteri; Perciformes; Bovichtidae
Gene: tafa4b
Product: TAFA chemokine like family member 4b
Exons: 6
Coding region: 543-1022 (159 amino acids)
Molecular function (GO): receptor ligand activity
Source: RefSeq, a predicted model, not a curated record
ACCAUCACUCUCAUCAGCAUCUCUCCGGCGACUUUAACGCCUCUGUGUGACAGUCGAGCGCAGCCAGGGGGAUAAACUUGUAUGGAGUGUUCGCCAAAAACAUCCGCACGGUUAAUUGGGGGAAUUAACACACUUUUGCUGACUUUCUCCUCAGUGGGGUUUUGUGAUGGGACGUGGCAAGAUCAUGGCACAUUGGAGCACAUCGCUAUUGUGCGAGCUUUGUUUUCUCACCCGGCUCCGGAGGGCUGGUACUCUGGCGUGGCAGUAGCCCUACCUCACCCUGCUUCAGUGUGACUGUGCGCGGGCUCCGGGAACUGGACAGGAGGCUCAAAAGGAUUGUUUAUUGGAAAGCCAAAUCAGUGUGGAGUUGAAUCAGAAAGUGGCAAAGCGCUCUUCUAUCUCACCUGGAUCCUUUACAAUUCCCCGUGAUCAUGCCAUCGAGUUUAUAGAUUUGGGGGCUUCUUCUGUUUGAGGUGAGGAAGACGAGAGGAAGGAGGAAGAGGAAGAGGAGGAGGAGGAGGGCUGAGGUGUGAGUGGAGUGGAUGCAGCCAUGGCCUGUUCACACUGUCCAUAGAGGAGCUACUGAGUGGGAGAGAGAUCAAAGAAGACAGAGGAUGAAACUGUGGGGGAGGUCAACUUGGCCUGUGCAGGUGGCCUUCCUCGUUGCCUUGGUGAUGCUUUGCGUUGACCCGGUAUCCGCCGGCAGCCGUAACCAUCGGGGACCGACAGUCUCAUACCAGGUAAAGCAGGGGACAUGUGAGGUGGUGGCCAUCCAUCGCUGCUGUAAUAAGAAUAAGAUUGAGGAGCGCUCUCAAACCGUCAAGUGUUCCUGUUUCCCUGGGCAGGUCGCUGGCACCACCAGAACCAGACCCUCAUGUGUGGAAGCCUCCAUCGUAGCCCAGAAAUGGUGGUGCCAGAUGCAUCCGUGUAUGGACGGAGAGGAGUGUAAAGUCCUGCCUGACCUGACUGGCUGGUCCUGCAGUACUGGCAACAAAGUCAAAACCACCAAGGUUACACGAUAGCAAGAGAGCCGCUGAGCCAUGAGGAAACCUGAAACUCUCCAUGUGGAAAGGAUGGAUGACUCACACAUAUUUACUGCACAAUGGGGAAAAUAUCAAGGAAAGGACAACUGUCAGGCCAUCCAUCACAACACAAUGGGAUAAAAUGUACUCAUCACAAACUAUGUACACUUGGCUACAUGGAGCCACACAUACAGCAGUUUGCUGCUUGUUGAGAACAAUGGACUUCAAUCAUGGACACCCAGGGUAAAUCUGGACACAAAUGGACUCUUAUUUUCCAGUAAUGGACAAAAUAUGGAUUAAUAAAAAACAAAGGUCGAUUUCAAAGAGUGAUUAAGCAUUUCAAAGUAUAUAUUUCAACAAAGCAUUUAUGGAUGACUGUGAGAUGUGAACUAAAAGCUGUGCUCUGAGUGCUGCUGGAUACAGUCCAGACAUGUUGUCAAUAUGUAGAGCUUAUACUGGAGACAGUGGAGAUGAAUUGGGAGAAAUGAAAGAGAAAGCAGCUCAUAACUAGCAAAUAGCAAAUUAGCAUCAAAUUGCUCUUGUGGGUCAAGUCAUUUUGCAGUUCUAAUGAGGAUUUGCAGUGUAGGAUCAUAACAACAUAUUAAAAAUUCAUGUAAGAUAUUUGCACUAGUUGAAAACCAUUUGGGAAUGUUUUGUUUUUCUAGAUAUCUCCUAUCUUUUGCUGUGGAUGUCACAUGAAAUUGAAGGUGAGCAUUUUGUAAAAUGUCUGACACUUGAAGUAGAUACAUAUAAAGUAUAUAUGACGCACCAUUACUCCGGAGUAGAUAUUGGUUAAAAAUGGCUCUGACUAUGGAGCCUCACUUGCAUACAGCUUGGUACAAUAUGAACUAGCAAAGCGUGAUUCAUCUGUUUCAUUUUUGCCAAGAAACAUUUCCAAGCUCAGCCUUCAAAGUUAUAUAUCUUUGGUCUAUUAUAUUCAGUCUGUGACAUCUCUUAUGUUAACUGUUAAAAAGGAGGCCCAUAAAAUGU